This is a messenger RNA of Fopius arisanus, 1875 nucleotides long. RefSeq names its product ubiquinone biosynthesis protein COQ6, mitochondrial (gene Coq6). The coding region runs from base 39 to 1511 and encodes 490 amino acids. Gene Ontology annotation, molecular function: oxidoreductase activity, acting on paired donors, with incorporation or reduction of molecular oxygen, NAD(P)H as one donor, and incorporation of one atom of oxygen; 2-octaprenyl-6-methoxyphenol hydroxylase activity; FAD binding. NCBI's taxonomy places the organism in Eukaryota, Metazoa, Arthropoda, Insecta, Hymenoptera, Braconidae. Gene Ontology annotation, cellular component: mitochondrion. The record is from RefSeq and is a predicted model, not a curated record. Gene Ontology annotation, biological process: ubiquinone biosynthetic process. The transcript is spliced from 8 exons.
GUUACAAGUCUUACGGUACGCUAUAUGAAAUUAGUACAAUGUCACAAAAAAUUAAUCACGUAAAUAUGGCGAUUGCUGGUGAAAUAUUUGGGUAUUUUAGUAGGGUUUUUUGCAAUGUGUGGAGAAAUAGUAGUACAGGCUUAAUAAAUUACAAUGGUAGGAUAAAAAAUUAUCAUUGUACAAGUAGUAUUAACGGAGACAGUAAGGAUGUUAUCAUUGUUGGAGGUGGCAUGGUUGGAACGGCUUUGGCGGUAGCCUUAGCGAAAAAUCGAAGUUUUGCAGCGAAGGAAAUUGUUCUUCUUGAAGGAACUCAUAAGCAUAAAUAUAAAACAAAGGAGAAUUAUUCUAAUCGAGUUGUAGCAUUGAAUAAACAAACACGAACACUUUUGUCGAGCAUUGGUGCCUGGAAGCAUAUUAAAUCGGCACGCUUCACUCCUGUCCGCAAAAUGCAGGUAUGGGAUGCGACGUCUGAUGCCAUGAUAACAUUUAAUGAAGAUUAUCUGGCUGAUGAAAUAGCUUUUAUAGUGGAAAAUGAUAUUCUCCUUCAUGCUUUGGACCAAGAGCUUGAAGACCAACCAAACCUCAAAGUCCUUUACAAUUCUCAAGUCCAAAACAUCUCUCUUCCGCGGAGACGAGGAGAUAACUCUGAAAUUAAACUCCAAGACGGACAAAAAUUCUCAACAAAAUUACUGGUCGGUGCUGAUGGAGUCAAUUCACAAGUGAGGCGAGUUAUGGGAACUCAGUAUGUUUCCUGGGAUUAUAAACAAAUGGCGAUUGUCGCUACCCUUAAUUUAUCAGAGCCAACAGAAAAUAUCACAGCAUGGCAAAGGUUCCUUCCCACUGGUCCCAUAGCGUUGCUUCCCCUCUCAGGCGCUCACAGUUCUCUCGUAUGGUCUCUUCCCACCGAUCAAGCCAAAAAUUACUUAAAAGCUACUCCGGAAGAUUUCGUCGAUGCUGUGAACGAUGCUUUAUGGAAGAUUUAUCCAAAGAAUAGUGUUGUGGAGGGUGGAAUGAACUCGCUUCAGCAGCUGUUAACAGGACUGUCUUUAAACAGUGGAUUUUCUUGUGAGCUGCAACCCUCUAUUGCUGGUGUAAUAGACAACUCACGGGCUGCUUUCCCUCUUGGGUUUGGACAUGCUGUGAAUUAUGUUGCUCACGGGGUCGUAUUAGUUGGUGAUGCAGCACACAGAGUUCAUCCUCUGGCGGGGCAGGGUGUGAAUCUUGGAUUUGGUGAUGUUACUGUACUAGUAAAAUUACUCGAUGAUGCAGUGAAGAGCGGCAGCGGCAUUGGAGAUAUUCUACAUCUAGCUAAUUAUGAAACUUUCCGACAAAGACACAAUGUCCCGACGUUGAUGAUCGUUGAUGCUCUCCACAGGUUGUACAGAGGUACAGCAGCUCCAGUGGUACUUGCAAGGAGUUUGGGACUGCAAUUGCUAAAUACUCUGACUCCAUUGAAGAGAUACAUGAUGGAUCGUGCAUCAGAAAUGCCAGUUAACCGAUACCAAAGGUAAACCAGGAGACAGGUUUGCAUAGAGUAUUUUUUAUAUGUUUAAAAUUAGUGAAUUUGGUGAAACAUAAAUUAAUACUUUCUGCGUCAAAACUAAUUUUCUGAUUAGACGAAGAUUUCUCCUUAAAAGAAAUAAUUGGGAAAAUUUUCAUAAAAUACAUAGCUAAUUAGUUCUAAAUUUACCUUCUUUAACUGGCGUACAUCUUUGCGCUAAUAUCCUUCAGAAUGUAGAUUCAUUCGAAAAUUUCAAAUGACUUUCUUUAUAAACCGAGAAACUAUAUAGAAUAUAAUAUUAAUUGCAUUCAAAUGAUCCGAUCUGUGUGUAAUGAAGCGUUCAUAUGUACGAAUAAAAGUAUAUUUUUGACCAA